This is a messenger RNA of Hippopotamus amphibius kiboko, 2601 nucleotides long. RefSeq names its product heterogeneous nuclear ribonucleoprotein H2 (gene HNRNPH2). The record is from RefSeq and is a predicted model, not a curated record. Gene Ontology annotation, cellular component: ribonucleoprotein complex; nucleoplasm. Gene Ontology annotation, molecular function: RNA binding. Gene Ontology annotation, biological process: regulation of RNA splicing. The coding region runs from base 161 to 1510 and encodes 449 amino acids. The transcript has 2 exons. Lineage: Eukaryota; Metazoa; Chordata; Mammalia; Artiodactyla; Hippopotamidae.
CGUGACCAAUCGCUUACGUGAGCAGAAGUAGUUCUGGUCGUCGUCUACCGUCUCGCUAUAAGCCGUUUGAGGGAAGAAAGAGGAAAAUUAUCCGGUAUCGUUAGAGCUACACCAAAAUUACAUUGAACCGAGCCUGCCAGCAAGAGCCCAACAGUCCACCAUGAUGCUGAGCACUGAAGGCAGGGAGGGGUUCGUGGUGAAGGUCAGGGGCCUGCCCUGGUCCUGCUCAGCUGAUGAAGUGAUGCGCUUCUUCUCCGAUUGCAAAAUCCAAAAUGGCACAUCAGGUAUUCGUUUCAUCUACACCAGAGAAGGCAGACCAAGUGGUGAAGCGUUUGUCGAACUUGAGUCUGAAGAUGAAGUGAAACUGGCUUUGAAGAAGGACCGAGAAACCAUGGGACACAGAUAUGUUGAAGUAUUCAAGUCCAACAGUGUUGAAAUGGAUUGGGUGUUGAAGCAUACAGGCCCGAAUAGUCCUGAUACUGCCAAUGAUGGCUUCGUCCGCCUUAGAGGACUCCCAUUUGGCUGUAGCAAGGAAGAGAUUGUUCAGUUCUUUUCAGGGUUGGAAAUUGUGCCAAAUGGGAUGACACUGCCGGUGGACUUUCAGGGGCGGAGCACAGGGGAGGCCUUUGUGCAAUUUGCCUCGCAGGAGAUAGCUGAAAAGGCCUUAAAGAAACACAAGGAAAGAAUAGGGCACAGGUACAUUGAAAUCUUCAAGAGUAGCCGAGCUGAAGUCCGAACCCACUACGACCCCCCUCGAAAGCUCAUGGCUAUGCAGCGGCCGGGUCCCUAUGAUAGGCCAGGGGCUGGCAGAGGGUAUAAUAGCAUUGGCAGAGGGGCUGGGUUUGAAAGAAUGAGGCGGGGUGCCUAUGGUGGAGGGUAUGGAGGCUAUGAUGACUAUGGUGGCUAUAAUGAUGGGUAUGGCUUUGGGUCCGAUAGAUUUGGAAGAGACCUCAAUUACUGUUUUUCAGGAAUGUCUGAUCAUAGAUAUGGAGAUGGUGGGUCCAGUUUUCAGAGCACCACAGGGCACUGUGUACACAUGAGGGGAUUACCUUACAGAGCUACUGAGAAUGAUAUUUACAAUUUUUUCUCACCUCUUAACCCCAUGAGAGUACACAUUGAAAUCGGACCUGAUGGCAGAGUUACUGGUGAGGCAGAUGUUGAAUUUGCCACUCAUGAAGAUGCUGUGGCAGCUAUGGCAAAAGACAAAGCUAACAUGCAACACAGAUACGUGGAGCUCUUCUUGAAUUCUACUGCAGGCACAAGUGGGGGAGCUUAUGAUCACAGCUACGUAGAACUCUUUUUGAAUUCUACAGCAGGGGCAAGUGGCGGUGCUUAUGGUAGCCAAAUGAUGGGAGGGAUGGGCAUAUCCAACCAGUCUAGUUACGGAGGUCCUGCUAGUCAGCAGCUGAGUGGUGGUUACGGAGGUGGUUAUGGUGGUCAGAGUAGUAUGAGUGGAUAUGAUCAGGUUCUGCAGGAGAACUCCAGUGACUAUCAGUCAAACCUCGCUUAGGCAGAGAAGGAGUACUAAACAACUGGAACAGAAAUAACAGCCGUGAAUUUAUGGGAGUUGACUAGAAUGGGAAUGAUGUCAGGCAUAUCCAGUAUGAUUGGUAAAUGGGAAAUAUCAUUGAUUCUGAUCACUCUUGGUCAGCUAGCUUCCUUUUCUUUUCCUUUCCUCCCUUUUUUCCUCCCCUCCUGUCCCCUCCCUCUUUCUUUCUUUCUUUUCCUUCCUUCCUUCCUUUCUUUCUUUUUCUUUCUCUUUCUUUCUUUCUUUCUUUCUUUUUCUUUCUUUCUUUCUUUCUUUCUUUCUUCCUUUCUUUCUUUUUCUUUCUUUCUUUCUUUUUUCUCUUUCUUUCUUUUUCUCUCUCUCUUUCUUUCUUUCUUUCUUUCUUUCUUUCUUUCUUUCUUUCUUUCUUUCUUUUUCUUUCUUUCUUUUUCUUUUGUCCCUCCCUCCCUCCCUCCCUUCUUUCUUCCUCCCUCUUUUUUUUAAGAAAAAUUAAGUUUAACAGUUUUGCAUUACAGGCUUGUGAUUCAUGCUUACUGUAAAGUGGAAGUCAAGAUUGUUUCAAAACUUCAAGCUCAGUAAUUUUGAACAUUGAAACAUUCACCUAGGAUGUAAUAACAAAGUUCAGUAUUGACCAUAACUGUUAAAACAACUUUCAGCUUUCCUCAAGUUAGUUAUGUUGUAGGAGUGUACCUAAGCAGUAAGCGUAUUUAGGUUAAAGCAAUUUCACUUAUGUUAAAUGUUGCUCUUAUACCACAAUACAUUGAAAACUUUGGAUGCAUGUUGAGAAACAUGCUUUUCUGUAAAACUCAAAUAUAGGAGCUGUGUCUACGAUUUAAAGUGAAAACAUUUGGCAUGUUUGUUAAUUCUAGCUUUUUGGUUUAAUAUCCUAUAAGGCACGUGAGUGUACACUUUUACUUUUUUUUAAAGAAAAGCUCUGGGACAAUUUUGAAGAUGUAAUACCAAUACUUUAGGAGUUUGGUCAUGUCGUUUGUAUGAAAUUCUGAGGCUUUGAUUUAAAUCUUUCCUUGUAUUGUGAUUUCCAUUAGAUGUAUUGUACUAAGUGAAACUUGUUAAAUAAAUCUUCCUUUUAAAAA